CCACGAACGAUGAGCAAGCGAGUGUUCGACGGCAAUGGUGAAUCUCCAUCAACAAAAAAACAAAAAAGUGAUCUUACUCACUCUAAUGGAAGCAGCGCCCUAGCAGCUCAGCUAUCUGGAGAUGCUCUCAUUGCCCAGAAACGAGCAGAGAUUGCUGCAAAGGUAGCAGCCAUGAAAGACGGUAUACCAGGCCUCGCAAAGGUUCUACCACUCAAGAUGGACAGUCCCUCUUCAGGUUCAGGCACACCACUUCAGAACACCGAAGACCUCGCUCGCAAGGUUGCGGAGGCCAAGCGCCGUGUGGCAGAGGCACAGACAAAGCUUGCCGUCAAGGACAACCCGUAUAUGUCGGUACCACAAAUUGGCAAGAAGAACAAGCCUGUUGAGCCAGCACAGCAAGGCGCUGGCUUGAAGAUGACUGCUCAUCCCCUUCUCCUUGAUACCGCUCCUGCUGCACCACAGUCGAAGAAGGAUCGAUACAAACCAAUGCAGCCUAAGUUCGCUUCAAUCAAGGCAAACAUACGAAACGCCCCAACCCCUCCCCCAGCGCCAACUCCAGUCCCCAUUGUCGAAGUCAAAGCAAACCCUUAUGCUUCCAGCUCGACCGCAGCCAAAGACAGUGGUUUCGAAGGCGCGCCAAAGGAGCGCCAUGGUCGCACUUUCCGGUUCAAUCCCCAGGGCAAGUAUCAACAGCUCGCGGAACAAAUGCGUCAGGAGGCGCAACUCGAGGCACUCAAGCAACGUAUUGCCGAGAGCGCGCGUAAAGCUGGUCUUGAUUCGGAGUUCGAGACUCUGGAGAAGAACAUCAAGCGUGAACCUCCCCCAACAGUGGAAUGGUGGGACGCAGCUCUACUGCCCGACAAAACCUACGAGGACCUUUCCCUCGGAUUUUCUCACCUCAACAUCCGAACUCAGGAUUCGCCAGUCACUUUGUACGUCCAGCACCCUAUUCCCAUCCCAGCUCCAAUGGAAGAACACAAAAUUGGCUUGAAACCGCUUAUGUUGACCAAAAAGGAGACAAAGAAGAUGCGAAAGCAACGUCGUCAAGCCGAACGUCAAGAUAAACGCGAUCGUAUCCGUAUGGGUCUCAUCCCGCCUGACCCACCCAAAGUCCGCCUGUCAAAUCUGAUGAAAGUUUUGACAUCAGACGCAGUCCAAGACCCCACACGUGUCGAAGCCCGCGUGCGCAGAGAAGUUGCAAUGAGAAAACACACGCAUGAAAAGACGAACGCGGAACGUAAACUCACCGAUGAACAACGGAGAGAGAAGAUCGAGAAUAAGAAAUCUGAGCAGGAGAAGAAGGGUAUCAUUGGGGCUGUUUUCAAGGUCAAAACGCUCACAGACCCCUCCCACCGCUUCAAAGUCCGCAAAAACGCGGAGCAACUCAACUUAACGGGCGUGUGCAUUUUCAAUCCGGCCUUUAGUAUGGUAUAUGUUGAAGGCGCUCCCAAGUUCAUUCAGAACUAUAAGCGUUUAAUGCUCCAUCGUAUCGCUUGGACCGAGGCUGCGCGUCCGCGCGGUGGGGAUGAUGUGAUUCUCGAUAAUGCCAGCGAAGAAGGCACGGAAAACAGUGGCGCCGCUUUCAAUGAUGUUGGUCCUGGAGGUCCUGUAAAAUCCGCAGAACCCGAAGCAAUUGUCUCCCUCGAGAACAAUGCGUGUUAUCUCGUGUGGGAGGGUCAACUUAGAGAUCGGGCGUUUAAUACAUUUAAGCCUAAGGGGUGUCCUACUGAUGCGAUGGCUAAGGAGGUGUUGGGGCAGAGAUUGGCGGGGUAUUGGGAUCAGGCGAAGAAUUGGAAGCCCGAAGAGGAGGAGCUGUUCUGAUUUGGAGUUGGUCAUUAAUGGCCUUCGUACUUGACUGGAAUUAAUAUAUCAUUUUCUUUACAUAAAAUUGGUAAGUACCUUACCUAACCACACGUGUUUCUGGUGC
Suillus bovinus is the source of this 1927-nucleotide messenger RNA. Its product is annotated as pre-mRNA processing factor 3-domain-containing protein. Gene Ontology annotation, cellular component: U4/U6 x U5 tri-snRNP complex. NCBI's taxonomy places the organism in Eukaryota, Fungi, Basidiomycota, Agaricomycetes, Boletales, Suillaceae. The coding region runs from base 10 to 1821 and encodes 603 amino acids. Gene Ontology annotation, biological process: mRNA splicing, via spliceosome. The record is from RefSeq and is a predicted model, not a curated record. The transcript has 10 exons.